GCCCUGCUGCAGGCGGGGCAGCAGGGCAGAGAUGCUCUUGCUCAGUUGCUGCUCUCUCUUUCUGUGGGAGGUUCGGGCGUGGGUGGGGGGGCUUCUCUUUCCCCGCACUUCCCCCUCCCCGUGCCCCAACGAGGCUCAGCUGAGGGGGGGCUGCCAAAGGCUGAAGAAGAGCUGCUCUCGUUUUCUCACCUUCAUAAUUCACUCCAUGCUCUGCUGCUCCCUUUGCCAGAGACAGCCUAGGUCUGAGGAAAGCACUUUGUGAGUGGUGUGUGCUACCAAAGCACACGGAGGGACUGCAGGAUAUCCACCAAUGAGUAGGAGUAUCAGGAAGCCAUUUCCACAUUCCUUCAGAAAGAGAAGAUACUGAAACGGCUGUCCAUGGUUGGUGGCCAGUUGCUGAAGGAUGACCCGUAAAUAUGUUUUGCUUGGGGUGCUGUAUUUUGUCCAAGGAAUCCCAUAUGGGCUCCAGUCUGGACUGCUGCCAGUCUACUUCCGAACAGUGGGCCUCUCCUUCACCAAGAUCAGCCUGGCUAAAGUGCUUUAUGUGCCCUGGAUCCUGAAGGUCCUGUGGGCACCGAUGGUGGACCAGUAUUUCACCAAGAAGACCUGGCUGCUGCUGACUAUGGGGGGCUUGGUGCUGGCCUGCCUGGCAUGCUCCCUUCUGACCCCAGAGGCACAUUUCCUCCCUGUGGCCACCAUCCUCCUGCUCAUGAACAUCUUUGCCUCAACCCAGGACAUUGCAGUGGAUGGGCUAGCCAUCCAGCUGCUGGGGCAGGAUGAGGUCGGUUAUGGCAACACCAUCCAGGUGGUGGCCUACAAGCUGGGCUCGUUACUGGCAGGAGGAGGGCUCCUUGCUUUCCUCCAGCACCUGGGCUGGGGGACCCUCUUUGUGUACCUGGCUGUCAUCUAUACCGUGGCCAUUCUGUAUACCUGGGGCUCAGACCUGAGGCUGAGACUGAAAUACCCUUCUCUGGGCAGCUGUGCCAAGGACAGGACCUUGAACCCGUGGCUCAUCCUCCAAGAGGUUCUCCAUGUGCCAGAUACUCCUUGGACUGCUGGCUUUGUUCUCAUCUAUAAGUUGGGUGAACAAGGGUCCGUCUCCAUGUUCCCUCUCUUCCUCCUGGACCGUGCUUUCUCUCCACAGAAGCUUGGCUUCUGGAACGGGAUUGUGGCCAUGCUCUUCUCCAUAUCUGGCUCCUCGUUGGGGGGCCACCUGAUGUCAAAGCAGAGGCACUCAUUUCCCCUGUUGAAGGCCUUGUUGGUGCUCCGCUUCUGCAGCCUGAUCUUCCAGACACUCCUGAUGGCUGUCUAUAAAGACCAAGUGUCCAUCUUUGAAGGCCACUCACUACAGCUUCCUGGCCACCCUGGAAGUGCUGGGCAAACUGGUGUUCAGCGCCAUCGUGGGGACCCUGGUAGACUGGCUGGACUUUGUCCCCGCUUUCUGUGUUUGCCUCGGCCUUUCCUGCGCCUCCAUUGUGUACACACUGCAAGCAGCACCAGCUCAGAGAUGACAAGCAGGGAGUCGCCCCCACGAUCACGUGGGUCAGCAUCAUCCCAUUUGCGCUGGAGGACCAUGUGGAUGGGAAUCCACUUCAGGGCGUCUUUUGGGGCUUCAGCAGGACAGCCCCUUUCCAAGAUGGCAGCAGAACUGUAAUUGGUUUGUGUUGCACUCAGUGGUGGCCCCAGCAGGGACCUCCGUGGAAGUCGCUGUCUCAGGUCCUCCCAAGCCAGCAGCAGCACCGCUGUGCACUGUGCCUAGCUCUCUGUGUGUGUGUGUGUGUGUGUGUGUGUGUGUCUCUCUCUCUCUCUCUCUCUCUCUCUGUAGAUAUCAACAAGGACCACUAAGAUGCUUUUGCAGAGGAGGAAAGUGAGAAAAAGGCUCUGAAAUUAUAUGGGCUGCUUCUUGUUUAUGGGCCCUUUUCAGUCUGCUAAAGGGUUUUAGUUGCUGCUGGCCCUGGGACAGGAGGGCUGACCUCCUGAGGAUGGUGAUGAUUAAAAAUAGAAAAAAAGAAAGAAUCGAUUGUUAUUGAUUAGUCAACUGACCAUGUCAAACAAUUACAGGACAAAAACAAAGCAAACAUAAGACACAGAACAUUAAACGUAAAAUGAACCAUAUUGAAUCACCACAGAUCUAAUAUCGAGGCAGGAGUAAAAACAAACAUUUAAGCCUCUCAAAAGCAAACGACAAGUCUAUUUAAUACUAAAACCAGUAAAUGUAUUUACAAGGUUAAAGGGGAACAUUCAACCUCCCCAAAUGUACAUCCUCACCUUUUGGGAUCUUAUGUAUAUUUACUGCUUUGCAACAACAACAACAACAAUCUCAAAAGAGCUUUACAUAGCAAAAGGAGUGAGGAGAAGGUUCCGGACCCCAGAAGGGAUCCUCAUCCAAAGGAAAGCACGAAGGAGAGCCCAGCAACAGCCGCUGGGAAAGGACGUUGGGUUGGGUUGGAGAGGGACAGUUGCUUUUCCUCUGCUAAAGAGAAUGGGAGCCCCCCUUUGAAAAGUGCCUCUUGGCCUGGGUAGCAGGGGCCCAGACAUCUGCCAAUGUCAGUGCUGGGGCAUUUUGAAGGGGCCAAAUGUGCUGUCCGGAGGAGGGGGUGGGGCGCUUCUGACUUAGGAUGGCCCGAGGCGUAUUUUAUUU
Molecule: messenger RNA, 2641 nt
Organism: Hemicordylus capensis (graceful crag lizard)
Lineage: Eukaryota; Metazoa; Chordata; Lepidosauria; Squamata; Cordylidae
Gene: SLC33A2
Product: major facilitator superfamily domain containing 3
Exons: 6
Coding region: 404-1654 (416 amino acids)
Biological process (GO): transmembrane transport
Cellular component (GO): membrane
Molecular function (GO): transmembrane transporter activity
Source: RefSeq, a predicted model, not a curated record